UUGGUACAUCAAAAACUUUGUUACUCUUUUUUUUUUCUCUAUACAUAAACAUCACUCUCCCAUGCAAUAUUAUCACUACUACACUCCCACAAGUACUCUCCUUUGUCUUUAUACCUUGUUUUAGAUCUAUAACCAACCUUGCUUUCCAAUAAUCUUCAUUUUUCUCAUUUAUUUGGCUUUCUCCGUUUUCGCUUUUGAAAGCUCGAAAAAAAAUAUUAAAAGAGAAAAUGGGACGCGCACCAUGUUGUGAGAAGGUAGGAUUGAAGAGAGGAAGGUGGACUGAUGAGGAAGAUCAAAAAUUAAUCAAGUACAUUCUAGAAAAUGGUGAAGGGUCUUGGAGAUCAUUGCCCAAAAAUGCAGGUUUAUUGAGGUGUGGAAAGAGUUGCAGAUUAAGAUGGAUAAACUACUUGAGAUCGGACUUAAAGAGAGGAAACAUUACAUCCGAAGAAGAAGAAAUCAUCAUUAAGCUCCAUACUACAUUGGGAAAUAGGUGGUCUUUAAUAGCUGCUCAACUACCAGGAAGAACAGACAAUGAGAUAAAGAAUUACUGGAAUUCUCAUUUGAGCAGGAAAAUACACACAUUUAGGAGGCCAAAUGGAGAAGGUAAUGAAGAGAAAAUCAUUAUAAAUUUGAGCAGUGUAAGCGCACCACCUAAGCGCCGAGGUGGCAGAACUAGUAGAGCUGUAAUGCAAAGAAAUAGACUCAACAAAGCCAUUAACUAUAACAAUAACACGAUCCCAAGUGUGGGUCCCAACCAAGUGGGACCCAGUGUACCCAAGAAUAGUACUAAUAUUAGCAAUGGCAAUUUAAUAUUUGAUCAUGAAUCAGAGUUGUUGGGUAUUGAAGACAUUAUGGGCCUUGAUGGGCUUAUAUCCACCACAAAUGAAGACAGUGUAAAGGAAAGUGAUGCUGGUGUGGGACCCAAUGACAGUAAAGGGCUUAUGAAAAUGGGCUCAAUUGCAGAGGAUCCAAUUCAUCAAAAUACCACAUGUUCAGGAUCAAGUGGUGGAGGAUCAUCAACUACAACAUCAUCAUCAAACUUUGAACAUAAUUUUGAUUGGGAUUUGGAUAUAGGAACUGUUGAUGUUAUUGGAUCAGAGUUUAAACUGUUGGAUGAGAAGGACCAGAUUAUUUCUUGGUUAUGCGAGAAUGAUGAUUUUUUAGAACAACCUUUUUUUACUGAUAAUCUUUCAGCUGAUUUGGAUGCUGAAAAAGAACAAGCUAUGGUUGCUUGGUUACUCUCAUGAUUUCCACACUUCUUCAUCAUCAUUAUUAUACCCAUUGGAUUUUACCCAUAAAAAACCAUGAUCUGGAUCUGAAGAAGGAAGAAAGGCGGUAAUCUAUACCCAUAAAGAAGAAUUCAGUCAAAAAGUACCUCAACUCGAAAAAGAACCUUAGAAAGAGAGGUUCCUACAACGAGAUAGUUCUAAUUUGUUUGUUAGUUCUCCUACGUUUGUUUGUAACUUUUUGGAUAGGUCAGUAAGAUCUUUUCUUAUUAGAAAACUAUUUUGAAUUGUGUAAGAAAGUAUUUGAAAAUUAUCAGUAAUUAUUAUUAGGAGUGUUUAUAAUCGAGUAUUUAAUAUAGUGGUUCAUAAUUGAAAUAUGUUACCUUAGAAUACUCGGUAUUUAUUGGUUGAGUUAUCAAUUAUAAAAGUAUAUUUUUUGGGUG
This is a messenger RNA of Amaranthus tricolor (Joseph's coat), 1669 nucleotides long. RefSeq names its product transcription factor MYB12-like. The transcript has 3 exons. Lineage: Eukaryota; Viridiplantae; Streptophyta; Magnoliopsida; Caryophyllales; Amaranthaceae. Bases 228 to 1247 code for a protein of 339 amino acids. The record is from RefSeq and is a predicted model, not a curated record.